This is a messenger RNA of Penicillium brevicompactum, 1497 nucleotides long. RefSeq names its product MFS transporter. Gene Ontology annotation, biological process: transmembrane transport. Gene Ontology annotation, molecular function: transmembrane transporter activity. The transcript has a single exon. The record is from RefSeq and is a predicted model, not a curated record. Bases 1 to 1497 code for a protein of 498 amino acids. Lineage: Eukaryota; Fungi; Ascomycota; Eurotiomycetes; Eurotiales; Aspergillaceae.
AUGGCCGCUUCGUCUACAAGCAAAGGCCUAGCGCUUUUAGCCUCGGCCGCUGGAGGUGGUGAAGCAAAUGAAACCACCUCCCUCUUGGGACCCGGCACGGCUACAAAGGUCGACGACCAAGAUGAUAGCGAUGUCGAAAAACCUCUACCAAGGUUCCAGAUCCUACUACUCUGCUAUGCCCGAGCAAUCGAACCCCUGGCUUUCUUCUCCAUUUUCCCCUACGUAAGCCAGAUGGUCCAGGAAAAUGGAAAUCUCAUCGAUGCAGAUAUCGGCUUCUACAGCGGUCUCAUCGAAUCGUUGUUUUCUUUGACGCAGGCCAUCGUGAUGAUUUUCUGGGGUCGGGCUUCGGACCGCAUUGGGCGAAAGCCAGUUUUGGUCUAUUCUAUGUUCGGCGUCACUCUGGCGACAGGUCUUUUCGGAAUGGCAAAAACCAUCCCGCAGAUGAUCAUCUUUAGAUGCAUUGCCGGUAUCUUUGCCGGGACAAUCGUCACUAUUCGUACGAUGGUGGCUGAGCACAGCACGCCGCAAACUCAAGCAAGGGCUUUCAGUUGGUUCGCUUUCAGCGGUAAUUUGGGCAUAUUCUUGGGGCCUUUGAUGGGCGGCGCUCUCGCCAACCCCGCAACUCAAUACCCAGGCGUCUUUGGAGGAAUUCCUUUCUUCGAGAAUUAUCCCUAUGCACUAUCUAGCCUGGUAGUGGCAUCGGUGGGAGCCACUGCUGCCCUGUCAACUGCCCUCUUCGUCGAGGAAACACUGAAGAAACCUUCAAAUACAGACAGCGAGAAUGAAGGAACCGGAGUAUCAAAACCGAGUGUUGAAUACACGACGUGGGAGCUUUUGAAGGCACCGGGUGUGAGUAUGGUCAUCUACACGUAUGGUCACCUCAUGCUUCUCGCCUUUGCUUUCACCGCGAUCAUACCCGUCUUUUGGUACACUCCAGUACGCCUCGGUGGGUACGGCUGGACACCUUUGCAAAUAUCGCUCAUGAUGGGUCUUAAUGGCGCCGCACAGGCGAUAUGGCUGCUCCUGGUCUUCCCUCCGCUACAGCGAAAGAUCGGUACGAACGGUGUAAUCCGCAUCUGCGCCUCUGUAUACCCAAUUUUCUUCCUCAUCUGCCCCAUUGGCAAUAUCCUCCUGCGACAGGGGACCGAGGCCUCUCUCAACACAUUCUGGGUCUUUGUCCCGAUGGGACUGAUCAUUGGUUGCGGAGUUAGCAUGAGUUUCACCGCAAUCCAGCUCGCUUUGAACGAUAUCGCACCCUCGCCAAGAGUCCUUGGUACUCUGAACGCACUCGCUCUGACCGGUAUCAGCUGCUUGAGGGCAUUCUGCCCAGCCCUGUUUACCAGUCUCUUCGCUAUUGGCGCGAGGACUCAAUUGGCAGGAGGCUACGCCAUUUGGAUUCUUCUGGCUCUGAUCUCCUCUGGGCUUUCAUUUGCAGCCAGAUAUCUGCCAGAGCCGAAGGAGACUCCCAAACGCCAGAGCUCCCAGGAAAGGCAGUAA